AUGGAAGAUUACCUUGACUCAUACUACUCCGUGUACCAUUUUAGACUAGCCUAUGGUGGUGUGAUCAAACCACUACCUGAUAAGUCCCAAUGGGUACGUGUGAAUCCUGGAUUCAAAGUGUUGCCACCACUCACAAAGAGAGAUCCUGGAAGACAAAAGAAACUGAGAACCCCUAGCUGCCUUGAGAACAAGGGAAAUAAGCCCAGAGGCAAAGGCAUGUGGCAGGUGCAGUGUAAACAAUGCUUAGGUCAUGGCCAUAGAUCAACAUCCCCUAAGUGCCCUUUCAAUGGAACAAAGAAGAGGAAGAGUCGGGCCAAGAAAGGAAAGGCAGGUAGGCCUCUUGGUUGUAGCAAAGGUGAUGCAUCUCCUAGUUCAUCCAAAAGGCAGAAGGUUCAAGUGCAAGAAAAUUCAGGGAAUAAUAGUCCUGGACUUGUGGAAGUACCAGAAGGCACAAGUCAAAUUAGCACUAGUCCCGGGGCUGUUACAAGAAGCCAAAUGCAAAUAACAUUGGCUGGAUUUGGAGGGACAAAUCAGAUUAGUACAAGUCCUAGAACAGUGACAAAAAGUUCAUGUACUGAACCACUCAAUUUUCCUAUUGUAUUCAGUCAAGCUAGAGAAGGAGCAAGUAAUGCUAUAACCACUCCAAGGAGGAGGCUAGGUCUGAAGAAAAAACUCACUCCAAAGAAGGCAAAGAAGAUCGAUGUUUGA
This is a messenger RNA of Miscanthus lutarioriparius, 708 nucleotides long. Lineage: Eukaryota; Viridiplantae; Streptophyta; Magnoliopsida; Poales; Poaceae. The record is from the annotation of a GenBank genome assembly.